Bicyclus anynana (squinting bush brown) is the source of this 2534-nucleotide messenger RNA. It is a transcript of the gene Ptp36E, whose product is annotated as receptor-type tyrosine-protein phosphatase kappa. The coding region runs from base 427 to 2475 and encodes 682 amino acids. NCBI's taxonomy places the organism in Eukaryota, Metazoa, Arthropoda, Insecta, Lepidoptera, Nymphalidae. Gene Ontology annotation, biological process: protein dephosphorylation. Gene Ontology annotation, molecular function: protein tyrosine phosphatase activity. The record is from RefSeq and is a predicted model, not a curated record. The transcript has 16 exons.
GCUCGCUGAGUGACGACGUGUCGCUCCAAACUCUUAGCUGAGCUAAAUUUACACGCCAGUAAUUCCUACCACUCUUAACCAUUGACCCACUGACAGUGAAUUGUGCUUUAGUUCUUACAUUGAGUUCCCCGAACGCCAGCCGCCCAAAGUGUCAUCCAUGACAACUUCCACAACAAAACAAAACAUGUCCGUGUUAUGAUAUAAAAAAAAUUAUAAAUAGUGUACAUAAAAUAGUGCUAAAUUCCAGUGUCAUGUGUCAAAUUACUUUAUAAUUUGCUACGUAAAGUUUCCUGGAAAAUCACCAAAUAACAAAAAGGAAAAUUGCGGGAACCGAUGGUCGUAAAUUAAAAAAUGCGCUGCUAAUAAAAGUCAUACAUCCGUAGUGAUAUAUAUAUAAAAUUUUGUGUGUCCGGUUUUGCGGUCGCGAUGUCUUCAAGGACGGGCCAGAGAGGCACGUCCGUUGCUACCAGCCAGAGGAAGCACCGCUCCAGGUCUACCCCCAGGUAUGACCUGGAGAAGAAGCCGAAGAAGAAAGACCUGAAGACGACGGGCACCACCAGCUUGGUCUCGAUUCCCAACAGCAUAAAGCUUACUAUGCUCAAUAGCGGGCUCAUAUCCUUUGCCGAUGAGAACGGAUCGAUAUCGGAGACGAUACCCGAUCGGCCCGUCGAGCUGAAGAACUUCCCCAAACUCUGCGAGCAGCGGCGAAAGUUUCCUGUUCUCUACAAAUUAGAAUUUCAGACGGCAAUCAAAGUGGAAACACACGCAUGUCGACACGCACAGAAGAAAACAAACGCACACAAAAACCAGAACCAAAAAGUUACUCCUUAUGACUACAAUAGAGUGGUGCUACAGACAGUCGACCGAGAGCCGGAUUCUGAUUAUAUAAAUGCUUCCUAUGUAGAUAGUAUAUUAAAGCCAAACGCGUACAUAGUGACCCAGGGGCCAACGGAGGACACGGUGGUGUCGUUCUGGCGCAUGAUCUGGCAGGAGCGCGCCGCUGCCAUCGUCAUGCUGACCAAGACCUUCGAUUUUAUCAAGGUGAUGUGCGUGCAGUACUGGCCGCCCAACAAGGAGAAGGACGAGUCGUACGGCGACAUCAGUGUCGGCAUCGUGCAAGAGGAGGAGCUCGCCAACUUCCACAUACGCACCUUCCGCCUCUACAAGACUGAAAAGGAUGUGGUUGUCGAAGAGAGAUUUAUCCUCCAGUUCCACUACACUCAAUGGCACUCCCACACAUGUCCCUUCAGCAACGCCCUCCUGGAGUUCAGGAGGCGAGUGAGGGCAGUAGUGGGGAGGAGACUUGCGACCAGCUCUGUGAUCGGACCUAUGCUUGUACACUGCAAUGACGGCGGCGGACGGUCGGGAGUGUAUUUAGCAGUUGACGCGAAUUUAGAAUUAGCUGAAGAAGAAGACUGCUUUGAUGUUUUCGGGUAUUUAAAGAAAUUGAGACAAUCCAGAAAAGGCCUUAUAGAAAAUGAGGAGCAAUAUAAAUUCGUGUAUGAUACAUUAGAGGAGCACGUUGUUUGCGGUGUUUCCUGGUUUCCAGUAUCAGAGUUGUCACAAAGACUGAAACAAAAGUCCCAAAGGGACCCAGUGACCAAACUGAACGAGUAUCAGAAGGAAUAUCAGCAGAUUUGCAAACAGACUCCCAGAUUCACUAUAGGCGACUGCGCCGGUGGACACAGGGGAGAUAACAGAGAGAAGAAUAGAGAUGUUCUUGUAGUUCCACCGGAUAAUUUUCGUCCAUAUUUGACAUCCUUCCAAGGCAAUAGUUUUACAGACUACAUAAAUGCUGUGUUUGUAGACGGUUACACAAAGCCCAGAGAGUACAUAGUGACGGAAUGGCCGUUAGUACAAACGCAAGGAGAAUUCUGGUCUCUAGUGUACGAUUAUGAGUGCGCUGCCGUCGUGGUUCUGUGUGUGCCACAGAAAAAUUCUCAACAAUACCCUCCCUUCUGGCCGGAGGGGCGGCACUCCAAGAAAUACGGGCCCGUGUUCACAAUAGACCACGUCUCUCACAACCAUUACACGAAUAUAAAGACUUGGAUAUUUAGGAUUAACAAGAAAAUCGUAUCGCUCACGGAGUUGAUGGCGGGGGUCAAAGCGCCCCCCAAGACAGUGCAGCUGUUCCAGCUGACAUGCUGGCCCAUGGGGCAUAAAGUACCCUCAUCCACCAAUUCUCUCGUCGAACUGAUGAACAUGGUCGAGAGGUGGCGACAGCGCACCGACUACGGGCCCGUGUGUGUUGUGUCACCCGACGGGCGCAGCCGCGCGGGCGUGUACUGCGCCGCCAACGCCUGCAUCGAGCAGGUGAUCAAGCACGGGGAGGUGGACGUGUUCCAGGCGGUGAAGACUGUGCGCCGCCACCGCCCGCAGCUCGUCGAGAACAUGACUGAAUAUAAAUACUGCUACGAUUUGGUCCUGCACUACGUGCUGCAUUAUUUGAGUAAGGAUAUGAAUGAGAAGAAGUGAGAGUGCGAACUCAAGGACGAGCUCUGGUUCAUCGAGUUCGGGCGCGGCGCCGCGCUGCC